GGUUUAGUUACCUUUGACGUAGGCCGGCAUUUUCCCACAACACCCCGCUGCAGCUCGCAAAGAUGACGAAAAUGGCUGACAGCGGAUCAUCGGUUGAAAUUGUUGAGGGCUGCCGCCUUCCCGUUCUCCGUAAGAACCAGGAACACGAAGACGAGUGGCCAUUGGCUGAGAUUUUAAGUGUGAAGGAAGUCUCUGGAAGAAAACUCUAUUAUGUUCACUACAUUGACUUCAACAAACGUCUGGAUGAGUGGGUCACAUCAGAUAGGCUGGACAUGAAAAAACUCCAGUUCCCGAAAAAGGAAGCAAAAACUCCAACCAAGAAUGGUCUUCCAGGCUCCCGCCCAAGUUCACCGGAACGAGAAGUGAGGAAGAGUCUAGAUCUCAACCUACAAUCUGCCACAGCUCCUUCCAGAGGCAAAACUCUCCCCACUCCGAAGAGGAAAGUGGAGCCCGUCCCUCUGGUGCCACAGGUUCCACCGGCCCCCCCGGUGCCCUCCCUGCCAACUUCAACCGAGGCGUCUCCGGCAGCUGUAUACCCCGCCGCGAGGGAGACGAACACCUUCAAGACCCGAGAAGACCAUGACCAGAUUUCCUCCCUCACGACAAAUGGCACCGCUCGAAGGCUCAUCACCUCUCAGCCCGGCAGGAAGCGGAAAGCUAAUUGUGGACCCACUGACGAGAUGAUAAAGGUUUUGCAGUAUAACAAGCCUCAAAGUGCCAGUGUCUUUCUACCACCACCAGAGGAUUCACAGGACAGUUCCGAUGGCAUCCCGACCGCACCCCGCAUGACAGGCAGUCUGGUGUCAGACCGCAGCCACGACGACAUCGUCACCCGAAUGAAAAACAUCGAGUGUAUAGAACUGGGUCGUCACAGGCUGAAGCCGUGGUACUUCUCCCCGUACCCGCAGGAACUGACGUCGCUGCCCAUUCUCUACCUCUGUGAAUUCUGCCUCAAGUACCUCAAAAGUCUCAAGUGUCUCCAGAGACAUUUGACAAAAUGUAACCUCAGACAUCCUCCGGGUAACGAGAUCUACCGCAAAGGAACUAUCUCAUUCUUUGAGAUUGAUGGCAGAAAAAACAAAAAUUAUUCCCAGAACCUGUGUUUACUUGCUAAGUGUUUCUUGGACCACAAAACCCUGUACUACGACACGGACCCUUUCCUCUUCUAUGUAAUGACAGAGUAUGACUCCAAAGGCUUCCACAUAGUGGGAUACUUCUCAAAGGAGAAGGAGUCAACUGAGGAUUAUAAUGUGGCUUGCAUCCUGACGUUGCCUCCUUACCAGCGGCGAGGUUACGGGAAGCUUCUCAUCGAGUUUAGUUACGAAUUGUCCAAGGUUGAAGGAAAGACGGGCACGCCGGAGAAACCCCUCUCAGACCUCGGGCUGUUGUCUUAUCGCUCCUACUGGUCGCAGACCAUUCUAGAGAUUCUCAUGGACCUUAAACCGGAUAAUGGCGAGAGGCCACAGAUCACCAUCAAUGAGAUCAGUGAGAUCACAAGUGUCAAGAAAGAAGAUGUCAUUUCAACACUGCAGUACCUCAACCUGAUCAACUAUUAUAAGGGCCAGUACAUCCUGACUCUGUCAGAAGACAUUGUAGAUGGACAUGAAAGAGCUAUGCAGAAGAGACACACACGCAUAGAUCCAAAAUGUCUUCAUUUCACGCCCAAGGACUGGAGCAAGAGGGGCAAGUGGUGAAGUCUCCUCGGAUCAUUUGGACAGCAGGCAUGAAGGUGGCAUCACAAUGGUUUUGCAAUACAGAAACCCCACCCAACCCAGGACAAGUUUAAAAAAAAAAAAAAAAAAAAAAAUGCAUAAGCUUCUAUUGUGAAUAUCUGUUCAAUACUGUACAUUGGAACUCUUGAACAGUGACUUCAGCAAAACUUACAACACUCCCCCUGCUGGGUACAUGAUCAACUUCAUACAAAACUGUGCAAUUUGUGAAAGGUGGUGAAUAGGGUACAUGAAAUUAAAACAUGCUCAACAUCUCUUGUGGGGCCAUAUUUGAACAUGAAAUUCUAACCUUUUGAAGUGGAUUUCUUCUAAGUAUAAUAGGACCCCCCCCCUCCCUCCUAUCCCUCUUUUCCCUGAGGUUCAUUUGUUGAAAGUACAGCAGUAUUAUUGUGUGUCACACAUUACUGUUUCCAGAGUUCAUGUGCACUCCUGGAACCUUUUAGAACUUUACACCACGUGUUCAGGGCCGAAAUCAUGUCCACACCUUAUGUUGUGUAGUAAGCAUCCUCCUGGCAUACUUUUUAAAAUUGAUGUUCAUGUAUUUUAGUGAUAAUCCUGAUGUCCCUCAAUUGCCCCUCAUGUGGUGGCUGUUGAAAUCUGUUAAACUCAUUUCAUGAGCUGAGUUAUCAAACUCCUCAGAAACACUAUACUAGCACUUUAGAUUUAAUUUGGAUUAAGAUUUCAGAAUUUUAAAUCGCGUGUAUAGUCAGUAGAUCAUAUUUCAACAAUGAUAAAACAAUCUUUUAUGCAUCCCUAAUGCUGGUGGUAUCCAUCUUAAACCAUUGUCAUCCAUUUUCAAUUUACAGUAAGAUAAACUGCUUCCAUGUUUUGUGACUCCAUACCGGAAUUGAUUGUACCUAUCAUACAAGCCAUCUUGAACUGUUAAAGAUUAAUGUACAAUUUG
Molecule: messenger RNA, 2634 nt
Organism: Syngnathus typhle (broad-nosed pipefish)
Lineage: Eukaryota; Metazoa; Chordata; Actinopteri; Syngnathiformes; Syngnathidae
Product: histone acetyltransferase KAT5
Exons: 14
Coding region: 63-1694 (543 amino acids)
Biological process (GO): regulation of DNA-templated transcription
Molecular function (GO): histone acetyltransferase activity
Source: RefSeq, a predicted model, not a curated record